CCUGUAGAUAACAAAAUGAGUGAAUGGCAAUUGUGGUGUCGCUUAUGUGCUGACCGAAAUUCGGACUGUUACACUAAUGCUUUCCAUGACGAAGCUCUGAAGGCUGUCAAUCCAAAUAUGACUUUAGUCGAAGUCAUUGAAAAAUGUUUUUCAGUGAAAAUAACUCCAGAAGAUGAUUUCCCGAAGGUGCUAUGUUCCCAAUGUCUACGUUUAAUUAAAGACAUUGUUGACUUCAGUGAACGUGUUAUCAAAGCGCAGGAAAUAUACAAUGAGUUAAUAUAUAACACAAAGCAAAAUAGUCAAAUGAAUAUUGACAUGAAUGUUGAUACACUUGUGACUAAAAAAUCUGGUUUAACAACUGGCAAGCAAAGUCCUACAUGCAGCAGCAUAAUAAGUAAGGUAUCUUCUGUAAAUAUUAAAAAUGAACCAGAAGAAGAAGAGGAGCAAAGUAUUGAAAAGAUUGCAGAACUUGAAGCAGAUGAACACGUUUAUGAACCCAAUCCGGACCAAAAAGAUGGGUCAUGCUGUGAUUCGGAUCCAUUUAGUAGCAUAGAAGAUAAUGGUAAUCAAAAGGACGGAGAGAACAGAUCGAAUAUUGAUGUCAUAUUAAAUAUAGAAUGCAAUGAAUGUGCUAAAGAAUUCGAGUCUUUCGAUUCUUAUCGUGAACAUCUGAAAUUAAUGCAUGGAAAAGGAAAGUCGAGAGAUAAAUGGCAAUGCCCCAAAUGUGACAAAACUAUAACCACAACAUUUUUUUUUAAACGUCAUCUUAUAGAUAUUCACUUCGGUCAGAAAUCCCAAAAAAUAAGACAAGAAAUGUCACGCGAAUUGCUAGAUAAAGGACGGGAUAUUAAUUUAGAAAUCUCCUGCAAUGAUUGUGGGCAGCAAUUCGAAACAUUCCAUUCUUACAGAAGGCAUUUGAAAUCUGUGCACAGCAAAGGUAAAGCGCGCGAAAAAUGGGAUUGCCCGAAGUGUAAUAAAACCGUGACGACAAGUUUUAAUUUUAGAAGACAUCUUCUGAGUCACGUAGGCCAAAAAUCUGAUUCUAAGCAUAGAGAAAAAAUCCAAUUACCAGACAUUAAAGUAGACAUCAGCUGCAGAGAAUGUGCGGGUCAAUUCAACUCAUUCCAAUGCUAUCGUCAACAUUUACGGUUGGCGCAUGACAAGGGGAGGGCCCGCGAAAAUUGGUGUUGUCCGCUUUGCGACAUUACAGUGUCAACUAGCUAUAGCUUUAGACGCCACCUGAUGACCCACAUACCGGACAAAGAAAGAAGAACUCAUCCAUGCUCAUUAUGCAGUAAGAGUUUUGUUACGUAUUCAGAGUUGCGCAUUCAUCUCUUCAGACAUAAACCGCUGGAAGAACGGAAUGUGAUACCAUGUCCGCAUUGCGCCAAACGCUUUUCCACCAAUAAGUUGCUACAAACACAUAUUAAAUGCAUGCACCUUAACGAGAGACAAAAACGUGUAACGACCAAAAAAUAUCAAGAUGAAAAGCACGUCGUUUGCGAGGAAUGCGGCAUGUGCUUGCGCAAUAAAACCAAUUUAAAAAUUCAUAUGCAAAGACAUAGUGAUAAUGCACCGUUCGAAUGUGAAAUAUGCAAGAAGCGUUUUAAAAAUCCUAGACGGUUGAAGAUACAUAGUGAAAUUCAUGAUUCACAUAAACACGUUUGCACUAUUUGUGGCCAGCAAUUAAAUACUCGUAACACUUUGAAACGACAUAUGUUAGUGCAUAAUGGAAAAAAACAACAAAAAUGUGAUUAUUGUGGGCAAGGUUUUAAUCAUUCUACAAACUUGAAAAUACACUUGCUUUCUCAUACCGGUCUUAAACCAUACGCCUGCAAUUUUUGUGAUCGAACCUUCACAAAUGGAGCCAAUUGCCGUCUGCACAAAAAGAAAAUGCAUCCCGAAGAAUUGGCUGCUUUAGAAGCUGCUGGUGGAAGCAAACAUAUUGUUCAAAAAAUACCUACUUUGGAAACCUUAAAGGCUCUAUACGAAAAGUUGUUUCUGAAAAAAUUUGAUAAAAUUUUAAGAAUAAUAAAAAAACCUCUAUGUAAUGGCAAAAUGAGUGAAUGGCAAUUGUGGUGUCGCUUAUGUGCUGACCGGAAUUCGGAAUGUUACACUAGUGCUUUCCAUUGCGAAGCUCUGAAGGCUGCCAAUCCAAAUAUGAUUUUAGUCCAAUUCAUUGAAAAAUGUUUUUCGGUGAAAAUAACUCCGGAAGAUGAUUUGCCCAAAGUAGUAUGUUCCGAAUGUCUACGCCUCAUUAAUAGCAUUAUCCACUUUAGUGAACGUGUUAUUAAAGUACAGGAAAUGUUCAAUCAUUUAAUAUAUGACGCUAAACAGAGUCAACUUAAUAUUGAUGUAAAUGAUGCCAAAUUUCAGCCUGAAAAGUCUACUAUAACGGCUGGCGAGCAAAGCCCAACAUAUAGUAGAAUAUCUGAAGCAUCUAUACAUAUUAAAGAUGAGCCCGAAGGAGAAGAGGACAAAAACAUUGACGAGAUUAGAGGGCUAGUGAGAGAAGAACAUGUUUAUGAACCCAAUGCGGACCCAAAAGAUAGCUCGUGCUGUGGUUCGGAUCUGUUUAGUAGCAUGGAAGAGAAAAAAUUUAAUCACCUUCGUAACCAAAGGGAAGACAAAAACAUAGUAAUACAAGAUGUUAUAGCCAGUAUAGAAUGCAACGAAUGUGCUAAAGAAUUUGAGUCUUUUGAUUCAUAUGACGAACAUCUGAGGCUAAUACAUAGUAAAAGAAAUUCGAAAGAUCUGCAUUUCGACGAGAAACCGCACAAAAUAAAAAAUAGAAGAUCACGUGGGUUGCAAGCUAAAGCAGGAGACAUUAGCUUAAAUAUGUCGUGCAAUGAUUGUGGACAGCAGUUCGAAACAUUUCAUGCGUAUAAAGAGCAUUUGAAAUCCAUGCACGGCAAAGGUAAAGCUCGUGAAAAAUGGGAUUGCCCCCUGUGCGACGUCAUUGUGCAAAACAGUUACAGCUUUAGACGCCAUCUCAUGAGCCAUAUAUCAGAUAAAGAACAAAGAACCCAUUCGUGUUCAUUGUGCGAUAAGAGUUUCGAAACAUAUUCCGGAAUGCGUAUUCAUCUAUCCGCUCAUGAACCGCCGGGAGAACGAAAUUUGAUACCAUGCCCACAUUGUGACAAAUACUUUUCAUCAAAUGAGUUGCUGCAAGCGCAUAUCCAGUGCAUGCACGUUAACUGGAGACGAAAACGAGUAACGACAAAAAAGUUUCAAGACGAAAAGCAUUUUGUCUGUGAAGAAUGCGGCUUGUGCUUGCGCAAUAAAACCAAUUUAAAAAUUCAUAUGCAGAGACAUAGUGAUAAUGCACCGUUCGAAUGUGAAAUAUGCAAGAAGCGCUUUAAGAAUUCUAGGCGGUUGAAGAUACAUAGUGAAAUUCAUGAUUCACAAAAACACGUUUGCAACGUUUGUGGUCAAGAAUUAAAUACCCGCAACACAUUGAAACAACAUAUGCUAGUACAUACUGGUAACAAACAACACAAAUGUGAUUAUUGUGGUCAAGGUUUCCAUAGUUCAUCAACCUUGAAAAGACACUUAAUAUCCCACACCGGUCUUAAACCAUACGCCUGCAAUUUUUGUGAUCGAACUUUCACAAAUCGGACCAAUUUUCGUGUACACAAAGAGAAAAAGCAUCCUGGGGAAUUGGCUGCUUUAGAAGCUGCUGGUGUGGGCAAACAUAUUGCCCAAAAAUUACCAACCUUGGAAACCUUAAAGGCUCUUACCAAGGCAGCUAGUAAUUUAAAGCCGGUCGCAAAGCCAAGAGACUGAGUGCGUAUGUGUUGCAUCAUCAUUACCGAAGAGAGUUAGCUGAUAUACAAUGAAUAAUAUAAAGAAAUUAUUACUGAAAGUGAAUUGACAUUAAUAAUCUUAAUGAAAUCAAGGAAAUGGAUCGAAUAUUGUCACGAUUUUGUAAGUUUUAAACAAUCUUAGGCAUUAUUUUGAUGGCCCACCGAGAGGGCGAAGGACCUUAUCGAGAUUUCGGAGAGUAUAUAUUAACAUUACGAUAAAUAGGCCGAACAGCCCUGAUUUCUCGGAGAGAAUCUGAAACCAAAAAUCAAGGAAUCAAUAGCCAAACAAAAAAUUACAUAACACAUUUCUUAUUAUUUUUACGUUUUUAUUUUUUUUUUCCAAUUAUUAUUUCUAAUUAUUAUUAAAAAAAAAAGGUGUGAACCUGAAAGAAUGCGCAUACUUCGUGGGAAACAUCAGGUGAGUCUUCUUCUGAGUGAUGGUAUUGUCUUAUUGUUUUGUAAUCUAACAACAUCACACUCUAAAAAUUUUCAAAUCUAUAACAAAUUUUUCACGCAAGUUAAUUAAUUAAAAUGGAACGCAACA
Glossina fuscipes is the source of this 4350-nucleotide messenger RNA. Its product is annotated as zinc finger protein 729-like. Lineage: Eukaryota; Metazoa; Arthropoda; Insecta; Diptera; Glossinidae. Gene Ontology annotation, molecular function: chromatin insulator sequence binding; zinc ion binding. The coding region runs from base 16 to 3786 and encodes 1256 amino acids. Gene Ontology annotation, cellular component: chromosome; nucleus. The transcript has 8 exons. The record is from RefSeq and is a predicted model, not a curated record. Gene Ontology annotation, biological process: regulation of transcription by RNA polymerase II.